AUGGGUGGAUGGAAUGAAGGCGUUUGGUCGUGGGGAGAGUUUGGAAUACCUCAAGGCUGGACGGACACUGCUAUGGAAGCGAAUUUACUGCACUUGCAGCAGCUUUUAAGCGCUGCUCCUCUCUGGUGUAACCGCAACGAUGCUGUGGUGUGGGCGGCCGAAAAAGAUGGGAAUUUUACGGUUAGUAGCUGUUACCAUCUUUUUAACAACGAACACAUUCCUUACUUUCCUGCAGAAAAAUUUGACGUGGCUUUUCAGGAGGUUUGGAGGAUGGAAGCACCUUUGAAGGUUAAAGCAUUUGGAUGGACAUGUUUCAUCAAUAAACUCCCGACGAGAGAUGAGUUAUCGUUAAGAGGUAUUAUUAAUCACUCUUUUUCUCCUUGUGUUUUCUGCUGUGUGAACGAAAAAUCUUCUUUUCAUUCUCUGAUGUAUUGCUAUAAUUCGGAUUUGGUUUGGAAAGAUAUAGCGAAAUGGGUUGGUUUUAAGGAUUACAAGGCAGAAGGUUUUAAGGAAAGUUUCUUGAUGUGGUCCUCUUUUUGUAAUAAUCAGAGGGAAUGGUGUGGUUGGCGGUGGUUUGGACGCUUUGGAAAGUGA
Molecule: messenger RNA, 594 nt
Organism: Vicia villosa (hairy vetch)
Lineage: Eukaryota; Viridiplantae; Streptophyta; Magnoliopsida; Fabales; Fabaceae
Exons: 1
Coding region: 1-594 (197 amino acids)
Source: RefSeq, a predicted model, not a curated record